Messenger RNA from Drosophila sulfurigaster albostrigata, 1093 nucleotides. RefSeq lists its product as uncharacterized. Lineage: Eukaryota; Metazoa; Arthropoda; Insecta; Diptera; Drosophilidae. The record is from RefSeq and is a predicted model, not a curated record. The transcript has 2 exons. The coding region runs from base 215 to 1003 and encodes 262 amino acids.
GAGAGCUGAAAACAAGUAACAAAGCAAAACGACCAAGCGACUCGUGUGACACGACGACAGUCGAACGCCAAGUUGGCGCCGUAAACGAGAGAGCGAUUGGAACAAUCGCCACGUGCUAAAGCAAUCGGCAGUUCGGGGCAAACUCGUUGCGAGAGCGGUUGUCCAACAGUUUGCAUUUCCCCUUUGAGUUUGAGUUUCUUGCCUCUUGCGAGCCAUGACAAGCAAUCGGGUAACAUCUGGGCGCCCGUUUCGUUUUACCGCAGAGCGCCAUAUGAAGUUCGUCGAGCUUUAUAGUCGCGAACCAUGCUUGUGGGAUAAUAGGCCCCCAUUGCAAACUGCAACGAAUGCUGCGCACAGGCGCCUUCAAAUUGGUAUCAACAGGGAGGCUGCUCGCAAUGAGCGCCCUAUGACUUUGCUAGGUGUGAAGACUAAGAUACAAAAUUUGCGAGCUGUGUAUCGUCAGGAGUUAAGGAAAAUCAAUGCAAACCCUUUGUAUACUUCCAAGAUUUCCUGGUUUGCGCCAAUGCAUGAGUUUUUGGGUCGAAAUCUGGAUGCGUCGGGAAAGAACACCAAUGUGGUUUUACCAAAAUCUGUAAAACGUUUGCGGAUCAAAUUGCCCCGCAUAAAGCCUGUUAAAACCGAAGAAGAAUUCGAGCAGAAAUUGGAGUUGAAGCAAAGUCCCCAGGUGCCUACAACAGAAAGUGCUCGUUCACUGCCUUCUGCAGAGUCUUCUGAUCCUCGUUCAACUACGAAAACGGCCUCGCCACAACCUCCCACUGGAACUCCACAAACAUUGCGAGUACCUAGUUUUCCGGAAAACAUAUCAAGUCUGCAAUCCUUGGGAUUCAAUGAGUUUACGUUUUUUGGACUUAAUGUUGGCGCACAACUUAGCAACAUGCCCCUUUCGAAUGCAAUGAUCAUGCAAUCAAAGAUUCAACACAUGCUGUCAGUGGAACGUCGUAAGAUCGAAGGAAAUUCCAGCGAUGUAGAUAUGCACUCGUAAUUCGAAUCUUACAAUUUUCAACUUAAAAUAAUAACGUAUAAAUAAGAUCUAUUCAAAAUUAGAUUUGAAUUGUUCUCGAACAUGUAUUUU